UUCGGUGAACGGGUUAUUGCCCUGCCGGUGGAAAGAAAGAAAGGGUUAUAACAGAAGUUUGACAUUUUCCCUCUCUUUCGUUUUUUUCAUCGAAAAUUUCAGGAAAAUCAGAGAAAAUAGGAUUCGCUUUUCUCAGAGAAAGAGAUCCAUCCCGACCCCUCAUGACUUCAGCCACGCCCCCAAAUUCUAAAAACUUCCGUCAAUUUCACGGAAACAAUCAAUUUCUUUAGUUCCAGACGUCUGUUUUAAUGCCAAUUUCAUAUAACUAUGGUUUCUUUACACACUCCCAACAAUUGUUUUCACCAAUUUCGGUCUAUUAAUCUAAUUUCACCCUCUGGGUAUCGAUCGAUUAUCAAUAUUUUCCAUGAUUUGUACUGGGUUUUCAGAUUUUUUAGAAUUUCAAUGUUAAUUUUUGUAAAUUAUCCAGCUUACUCUGGAAAAUUUUCAUUGAUUUCGGAUACUAUUUUACGUGAUUUGGGCUAUUUUUUCUCAUGUUCUCCUUCUUUCUUGUAGAUUAUGCGUUGAAAAUUGUUGCAGAGCUCGAGUCGGCUUCACGGUUGAGGACUGCACAGUUCUUAAUUACACAGAGGCCAUGGCUUGGUAAUGCCCCAAUGCAAUGCCAUUUUUAUGUCACUUAUUUGGUCUUAAUCCAAGAUCUCUAUGGAGUUAUUAUCAGGCCUGUUGCUCCAUUUGGGAGUGCAAGUAGUAAACCAUUUGUUGAUACAGCUCUACUACACCGGUCCUUGCCCGAUGAGCUACUUUUUGAGAUCUUCGUGAGAAUGACUCCAUAUACCAUGGGAAGGGCAGCUUGUGUUUGUCGGAAAUGGAGAUAUACAAUUUGUAAUCCUGUGUUUUGGCGCAAUGCAUGCCUAAAGGCUUGGCAUCUCUCUGGGGUUGUGGAAAAUUAUAAAAUCUUGCAGUCAAAAUAUAUGGUUCAUGGAGGAAAAUGUGGCUUUCAAGACCGAGGGUCCACACUGAUGGCUGGCAGGAGGAUGAGACACACAACCCAGACGUGCCAGCUGUUUCACAUAGGAGGGUUCUGACACCUUAUGUUUUUGUACCAUUUGAAGAGGUACAUUUUUUGUCUUCUCUUGAUUUUGGCUUCAAAUUGGCAAAUAGUGAAAACAUUCUUCAUGUUUUCUCAAAGAAGUUAUGAAUUGUGCUCUACAUGGUAGUUAAUCGUUUAUUUUUUGAAUAGUUGAAUUCAAUGUGGAUGUGAUGAACCUAAAAUAGGUCAUUAUCCAUUUUUAAUCCCAUUUAUGCUGGGUGUUGGGAGGGGUGGAUUCUCCACACGCAACCUUUGUAUUCUUUUUGUACACAAAAUGGCUGCUUUCAAACUAAAAUUUAUUUUCUCAUGUUUGGCAACCCUAGCUUUUACACCAAGCAAUUGUGUGAACCUAAAAUAUUUGAUGAACAUUGCCCCAUUAAUUAAGCGUUAACACAUAAAUCAUCAAUUCUGUCAUACACUCUUUUCUUACAAUUUUGCCCAAGUUAUUUUUGUUCUUCAUAUUUCCAGAGCAGUGUUGCCAAAUGGAACCAUGUGACUCUUCCUGAUUUGUGCAAUCAUUGCACGUAGCAAAACUAUCUCAAUCAAAAUUUUCUCAUUUUAUGUCUUACUUCUUUCCACGAAUGUUUACAUUUUAUUUUAUUUUAUCAUAUCUUCUCUCACUACACAUCUAUUUAUAUAUCCAUAUCUCCAACCUGCUCAUUUUUACAAACAUCUGUUUCUUGAUCUCCUAGCUUUCUCUUCCAUGUUUGACUAAUCUAGUUACUAAUUUUUUUUUUUUUUUUUUUACAUAAAAUUUGUCUUUCAACUUUUUAUUUACACGUCAAUCGCACAUUAUGCCCUAAGAAAUCGUCCACUUAGCCCAUCGUGCUUUAGUUCUAUCCUUAACAUCAUCUUUAGCUCUCCUUUCCUAGGAAUAAUCAAUCCUUAGUGACAAAACACAUCUUCUACUUCUCUAGAGUUUCGAUCUUCACAGUGUCCCAAUGUGAUUCAUAUAUUUAGUAAAAUCCUAUUGAUUAUAAGUACUCUUAUUAUAGAGCUUCUCUGAAUCUCUAAUAUAGUAUUUUUGUUAGGUUAAUUUGAUCACUUAAAAAACAUCAUUAGCAAAUACCAAAUAGUAUAACCCCAAGGGGUUGGCUCAAGUGAGUAAGUCACUUGGUCCUGAUGCCUUAAGAAGAAUUAGGUCUAAGGUCCGACUACUAUUGGGUGCAAACGAUUCCUUGGAGGGGGAGAGUGUGAGUACCAACUAGGGACAAAAAAAAAAAAUUGUACAGAACUUCAUCCUAAAUGUAUCUAGUCAAUUCAUCCAUAACUAAGUAGUCAAUUUGCUGAAUCGUGUAUUUAUCGAAAUAUGUAGAAUGACUACCUAGGUUUCUCAUUUUCUAGCAAUGGUAACUUUCUGCUAUCUGAGGUCUAACUUUAGUGAGAUAUUUAUUUAUUUAUUUAUUUUUAUUUUUAUUUUUUUAUUAUUUUUUUUUUUGGUGACGAUGGUGGUGUCGGGCUUUCUUAGAACAACCAUAAUACAUGCAAUCCCCCCGUCUCACAUGCACUUGGCAAAAACCAGGAAAUUUCCCUUUGGUGGCCACAACGGGAUUUGAAUUCCCAACCUCUAAAAUGUGAGGUGAAAGUUUUUGUCAUUAGGCUAUCCCCUCGGGGUUAAAUUUAGUGAGAGGUAACACAAGCCUUCUAGCAUUCAUGGAAGAGAAAAGGAAUUCCCCUUUUUUUUUUUUCAAGAAAUUUUGAAUCCUCACUAGGUUCUUUGUGGGUCCUGGUCACAACUCAGUGUUGCUUAUGUGAGUCAAUAUCUUCUCUAACAUACAAAGAGAUAAUAUAUAUGUCUAUAUAUCUCUAACAAUAAACUCAAAAGUUUACUUAUCAAAAAAGAAAGAAAAACUCAAAGUUUCCAUAAUAAUUUUAUGAAAAAAUAGUAACUGAAAAAUGAAUUAUGUUAAUGUUCUUUUAUGAAUGAAUGAAACAUAGUAAAUGUAUAUUUUAUUACAUAUGGUGUGGUAAAAAACGUACUAGACACAAUGAAGAUUUUAAUAAAAUUUGAAUCUUAAGUAUUUAGCAUCAAUUUGAAGUGUGAAUUACACUUGUUUAAUGGUAAACAUGUUAUUCCUUUUCAACGGAAGCUAUGUUACUUGUUAUUUCAAGAUGGGUGACAUACAUGGCUGAAGUACAUUUUGGACAUCAGGACAUGACAAGAUCAUAGUUGUUGAAGGCGUGCUUGUGCUCAAAUAUAUGCACUAAUUCAUUAAGGCAUAUCCGAAGUACUUUAUCUUAUGCUAGUCAAUACCCUUCCAGCCAGGUGCAUGUGAAACACUCAAAUGUGUGCUUUUUAGUUAGUUUUAGGCUCAGGAAAAGGGCGUCUACUUUUCACUAAAUUUCACUUAAUUUUUUACGCAUUUAAUCAUCCUGGAUUAUGUGGAGAAAAGGUUGGAGAGGAAACAAGUAUCACCUAGUUGGUGGAAGAAGGUUUGAUCUUUAUUUUAAGGGUGGGGCCCUUGAUACCAGAAGCUCAGGCUAUCUAACCAACCUUUGAUUGGAAUAUGGCUGUGGAGGUUUGAGAUAGGAAAGCUUUGUGGUGUGGAGUGGUGGAUCAAAAGUAUUGUAGCUCUUCGUGUGGGUGGGUGUCGAGGAAAGUAUAUAUGUAAGAAGUCCCAUGUGGUGGGUUAGGGAUAAUUCUUUACCCUUGUUACUUUCUAAUUGGUAUGAGCAAUUAUGUGGUGAAAUGGAGAUCGGACUAACAAGAAUGAGGAUGCUUGUCAAGUAUGAGAGUAGCCACUUGGUGCAAAGUAAUGCCAAAGUAGCCAUGUCUCUUUUUAGACCAGACUACCACUGUGUGAUGGUCCUUUUUACUAAGAAUUAGUCAAUCCACUGGACCAUGUAGAGGUUUCUAUAGCCAUCCUGAUUUAGGUCACUCAUGUAUUAAUGUUUCAAUGUUUUUUGUGGAAAGUUUUCUCAGUCCAUUGGCACUUCAGUGGGGUUAGGGCUUUAUUUCCUGGUAGAGCACCUUUAAAACUCCCUGGUGGAAUUUGUCUUCCAUUUGAUCUCAUGUUCUUAUAUGCUUGUAAAAGUUCUACAGCUGUGUAUUUGAUUUAAUUGCCACUUAAAGCCACAAAGAGUUAUAGAUCACAUUCUUCAAGCACAAAUUUGAUUUAAUCGUCAUUACACACCUCAUUUUAGUACCAUAUUAUUUUCUUUGAGAAUUCUUCUUUUCGAUAAAGGGUCAUUAUCUGGUUCCACUAAUCAUGGGUGUUGGAGGGACAAUUUGGAUACAAACUUGAAUCUUUGCCAUUGUUUACACAAACAAAGCAACUAUGCUCAAGAUUUGAAUAUGUGUUCUCACGCUUGGGAGUAGAGUUUUUAUGACCACUUCACCGAGCAGUGGCCCUAGAAUUGUUUUUUUUCUUUCUAAUAUCAAUCUUUAAUGUGCAAUAAACAUAAUUACGAAACUUGUUUGAGACCGGCUAGAAAAAGUUAGAACAUACUGUUCUGGUGCGAAAACAAAAUCCAAGGACCGUGUUUCAUUCCUUCUAAUUGUUUUCAUAGCCAAUUUCCUCCUAUUUAAUAGAUGCACUAGAAUUAAAGUGAAUAAUUAGAGAAAAGUUGAAGGAGGUAGACCAGAAUUAAUAAGGAUUGAGAUAGUAAAAAAAAGAUAUGAUAACGUUUUGAGUUAACUAAAGUUAUGGUCUUAAAAAGAGCAAAAUGCUAAAAUAAGAGUUAUUUCCCAAAUAGUUGGAAUAAGGAUUUUUUUUUUUUUUUUUUCCAUCAUAAUUGAUUGGAAUAAGGUUUUGUUAAGUUGAAUAUUGAUAAGUAUUUAUUUUGUCAUAUUGAUGUCACUAUGUAAUACCAUUAGCCUACGCAGUUAAACUCAAGUCUAUUUUACAGGUCAGCUAACUAUCAGAGUUUGAACAUCUUUCCUAAAUUUUACCCUGAGUACUGUAGUCAGGCAAUAUACCAUGAAGUUGCUGAGCAUCAAAACCAUGAAACAGUCAAAGUGUACUAAUGCUAAAUAAAUUAUUGUUCAUUUUUCAUCUCAUCUUAGGCAAAGAUCUCUGAGUCUGCUAAGUGCAAGUUACCUGCUCUCGAGUAACUUCAAAGUACUCUUACAAAGUUUUGGUUUUGGCUUUAUAUAUAUAUGUGUAUAUGUAUGUAUGUAUGUGUGUGUGUAUAAAUAUAUAUAUGGAGUAGAUAUUGGGUGAGCCGGGCAUACCAUGUCAUUGGUAUGCCCAACCAAUCAACAUCCACCAUUUUAAUUUGGUGAGAGCAAUUUUGUAUGUAAGUGAUUACCACUUUUUGUGAAUGGAGUAUGUUGAUUGGGUGUGGAUCCCAAUUACUUAGUAUAUCUUGCUCACCAAAUAUUUUCUCAUAUAUAUAUUGGGAAGAGGGCAUUUCUUUUGACUCGCUUUCUGCUUAACUUUUGUAUAUUGUGAAUAAGACUCUUUGAAGGGAGGGAAGAAAAAUGAAUAUUUCAACAAGUGUCAGACCAACAAGUGUCAGACCAAUUGCAGUUGUACUAUUCUAGAUCAUAGUAUCCCCUCCCUAAUUAUUUCGACAACUAAAUGAAUUUUUUACAAUCUGACAUUCAGGAUUGAAUUUUUUUUUUUUCGCUGUUGAAUGAGUUUCCAAUUCCUCCAUAUACGUUGUUCACUGCUGUGUUGUUAUUCCAUUCCUAACAUUUUACGUUCGUUCCUUGUGGUUUAAGUAGAAACAUCAGUUUUGAAUCUGCCUGUACAGAGGAUGGAUUACUUCGUACCUAGGUGAUAUGGGGGACAAACACAGGAUGCUUGAUUUGUGAAAAUGUAACUAAUUAUUUCCAGCACUGUCAUAUGGUGGUCUGUAAUUUUCCCCGGACUAUGCAAUGCUCAAGUUAUAUGUAACUAACUCUUUUUUUUUUCUUUUUUCUUUUUUUCAAAAAGGGUACUGUGCAAUGCUCAAGUCUAUUAAGCUUUCUAAAUCACUCUUGUAACGAGUUUUCAGCCAAUGACUCCCAAACCAGAUGGCUUUAGGGCAUUAGGUGUUAAAACACUCCUACGGACCUAAUUGCUCAAGUAAUCUAGGUAACUUAAACUUCUUAUGUAAUGAACUUUUAGCUAAUGACUCCCAAAUCAGAUGGUUUUAGGGCAUUAGGUGUUGAAACAUCCCUAAGGACUUAAUUGUUCAAGCAAUCUGGGUACAGACCCAAACCAUUUUUCUCUCUUUUCAUUUGUUUCUUUCACAUUGGUAAAAAACUUUUUUUUUUUUUUUUUCAUUGCAUACACAUCAUAUUAUUUCUUUCAUCAUGUUUUUUUAUACAUUGGUUCUCAAAACCAUCAAAUUCACUUUUUUUAUCUUAGUUUAACACAAAUCAGAAUAAGACUUCAAGUUUAUAUCCCACAAAAUGCAUGUAAGUGUGAACAUGUAUAAAGUGAAGUACUUUAGAGAUCAAAAUCAUCAAAUAAUAAUCAUCUUGACAAAGUAGACCUAUUUAGCAUGAAUUCGGCAUACAAGCCAUCUUAAACCAAUAUCAGACUGCAUAUGGAUGUCACAACAAUCAACAGACUUAAAAUCAUGCUUAAAUAAUUAAAUUGCAUCCUCUUAUGCACAAUAUAUGAACAACAAAAUUUUAAAAUUUUAAAAGGCAUUGCCUUAUCCCCAAACUUAAGAUGCACAUUGUCCUCAAUGUGUGAAAAUAGAUGUAGAGUUAGAAAGAUAUUACCAAAUAUGCAGAACCAGCAAGGAUUAAGAAUUGAUUGCUCAGAGGAAUAAAAUCGUCACUUCACCUCCGAACUUAGUCCUUAGUACUUGACAAAACAAUCACACUCUACAAAACACAUCAGAGUAUCAAGUAUAUGGAGUAAAACAGAUAUAUCAUUAUGUACAAGUCAUUUAAGUUUUUUUAUUUAUUUAUUUAUUUUAAUCAAAACAAAACAAAACAAACCUAAUCUAAAAAUAAAAGAAAAAUACACAAAGAAACUAACCUAUUUUUUUCUUUUUCUUUUUAAAUCAAAACAAACCUAAACUAA
Molecule: messenger RNA, 7014 nt
Organism: Cornus florida
Lineage: Eukaryota; Viridiplantae; Streptophyta; Magnoliopsida; Cornales; Cornaceae
Product: F-box protein 7-like
Exons: 5
Coding region: 492-1043 (183 amino acids)
Biological process (GO): SCF-dependent proteasomal ubiquitin-dependent protein catabolic process
Cellular component (GO): SCF ubiquitin ligase complex
Molecular function (GO): protein binding
Source: RefSeq, a predicted model, not a curated record